Molecule: messenger RNA, 1051 nt
Organism: Dissoconium aciculare CBS 342.82
Lineage: Eukaryota; Fungi; Ascomycota; Dothideomycetes; Mycosphaerellales; Dissoconiaceae
Product: heme oxygenase-like protein
Exons: 1
Coding region: 231-845 (204 amino acids)
Source: RefSeq, a predicted model, not a curated record
AACAAAUGCAAAGCACCGACAGUGCAAACCAAAGUCCUCGUUUCGAGCACGCUCCGGUCGUCAAAGCAGUACCAUUGUGCAAGCUAGCAAGGACUCCAUAGUGUUCUAUUGUUGAUAGACUCACAAGCUGGAGGUUGCUACAGUAUUACCUUUCCUGCCUUUCCCCGUGACCUUUCCAAUGUGGAGACACACACACACACACACAAGAGAGCCAAAAGAGAGACGUGAUCAUGCCAUCCUUGACAGCACACCUUCUCCAGGAGGUGGAGGAGCCUCUCCUCACGGCCGCCACCACCAAUCCUUUCCUCGCCGCAGCCGCAACGGCCACUUUGCCACUCACCCAGCUACGCGACUGGUUAGCCCAAGAUCGGCUCUACGCCCUGUCAUACGUAAACUUCAUAGGCGACCUGCUCGCACGGCUGCGUCUGCCCAGCUCUGUCGACCGCGUGGCCUCGCUGCAAUGGCGUAUCGCCGAUCAGCUCAUCGAUUGCCUCACGAAUAUCCGGAGGGAGCUCGCCCUGUUCGAGGACACCGCCGCUGCAGAAGGUUGGCUCGAGGACAUCUGUGACCCGCGCCCUGCACAAGCAACGCGUUGCUAUCAAGAUCUGUUCGCCGGUGCGACGAGCAUGGGUCGCCCCGUGCUCGUAGGGCUGGUUAUCCUGUGGGCCUCAGAGGAGUGUUAUCUACGCGCCUGGCGAUUCGCCUCCAGUCACAUCGAUUCUAGCAUCGCUGAAGCUGAUCGCGAUGUGAUGCAGAGAGUAUUCAUUCCGAACUGGAGCUCCGAGGAGUUUGCGAAAUUCGUAGGGAACAUUCGUGCUCUUGUCGAUGAACUGAGUAAGAUUUAGCUGCGCCGAGGUCAUCUUCGCGCGUUCUUCCUCCAUCGCUAUGCCGUUCGACCUUUUAGCAGUCGUAGUGUGUCUACUAAUGUGAUUCUUUUUUCUCCAGGUGAUGAUGCUCAAAUCGGGCACGACGACUGGCUCUUCAAGGAGUGUGAGAUAGCAUAUCGGCAAGUUCUCUUUGUAGAAGACGAGUUCUGGCCGGCCCUCGCGUA